Staurois parvus is the source of this 333-nucleotide messenger RNA. NCBI's taxonomy places the organism in Eukaryota, Metazoa, Chordata, Amphibia, Anura, Ranidae. The record is from the annotation of a GenBank genome assembly.
GGUCCCCCGGACACAGCGGAUCAAGGAAAGAGCCGAAGAUGUCGGCUCGGUCAUGUGAUCAGCUGUGGCACUGAUGAUCAGUUUGCCCUGAUGAUCAGUGUGGCCCCAGAAGUGCCACCUGUCAGUGUCCAUCAGUGCCAUGUGCCAGUGCCACAUCAGUGCCACAUCAAUGCCACAUAUCAGUGCAUACCAGUGCACAUCAAUGCCACAUAUCAGUGCCCAUCUGAGCUGCCUUUCAAUGUCACCCAUCAGUGCCAGUCAGUGCCACCUAUCAAUGCCAGUCAGUGCUGCCUUUCAGUGCCCAUCAGUGAUGCCAGUCAAUGCCCAUCAGUG